Molecule: messenger RNA, 2184 nt
Organism: Argiope bruennichi
Lineage: Eukaryota; Metazoa; Arthropoda; Arachnida; Araneae; Araneidae
Product: peroxidase-like
Exons: 14
Coding region: 121-2136 (671 amino acids)
Biological process (GO): response to oxidative stress
Molecular function (GO): peroxidase activity; heme binding
Source: RefSeq, a predicted model, not a curated record
UAGGAUGUUUGAUUGCGAAAGAUGGCACGAGUAGGUAAAAACCAAAUAUGUUGUUUUCUGAUGUCUUGACAGUAGGGAAAAAUUUAUUCUUCUGUUUCCAUUGAAACAAUCUGCUGUUUGAUGGCGAUGAGAGAAUUCAUCUUCAUUGUGACCACUGGAUUGACUCUUGCUUUAAUUUUAGCAGAAAUUUCAGAAAAUUCAUCGAUAUUCUUUCCCCAUGUGACUAUAAACUUAUAUUUUUCGUCAUCACUAAAUGAGCAGCCAGUAAAGAAUAAGUCUAGGCCGUUGAAUGAUACAAUCAAUAAUGAUACAGAUGUAUCUUGGAAUUUUGGUGUUUCAUUACCAGGAGAUCCUAAUUACUGCCAAAGAGAACAAACCACGACAUGCAAUCCUUUUGAUCCAUACAGAACGAUUGAUGGAAGCUGCAACAAUUUGAAUCAUCCGACAUGGGGUACAGCUAAUGAAUGUUACUUGCGAUAUCAACCAGCAUAUUAUGAUGGGUAUGAAGGAGUUAGAAAAUCUAAGAAUGGGAAUCCUUUACCUCUAACUAGAGAUUUAACGUUGAAUAUUUUUAAAGAUGUUAACAGCCCGUCACCAAAUGUUUCCUUCAUGUUCACAAUUUAUGGUCAAACUGUGGCCCACGACUUAGCCCAUUCUGAAAAUCUGAACAUACUUCAACAUUGUUGCACUCGUGUCCCGGAUCAUGAAUCUUGCAUGGUCAUUCGAAUGAGAUCAAACGAUGCAUUCUAUUCUCGGUACAAUGUCACAUGCCAAGAAUUGCACAGAACUCUGGAAUGUGAAAUCUGCAAUAAUACAAAAAGAGAACAGGUUAAUGGUGUAACAGCUGCUUUGGAUGCGUCGAUGGUGUAUGGUAAAGAUAAUAAAAGAAUGAUGGAUAUACGGGCUAAUGAUGGAACAGGAAAACUGAUUGUAAAUACAACUGAACAUGGAGAGCUUCUGCCAACUCAUAAAGGUCCUUUCGAUACUUUCUGCCGUCAAAAACCACCUGGGUCUUGCUUUUUGACAGGAGACGUAAGAGGAAAUCAGCAUUUUUUUCUCACUAGUGCUGUGACAUAUUACGUGCGAGAGCAUAACAGAAUAGCUACAAAUCUCAAGAAGAUAAAUCCUCACUGGAAAGAAGAGAAAUUAUUUCAAGAAACCAGAAGAAUACACUCGGCAGUUCUGCAAUGCAUCACUUACAAAGAAUACUUGCAGAUACUUCUUGGGCCAUACAUUAUGGAUCGAUUUAACUUGACAGUUAAAAAUGGAUCAGAAGGAACAAAAUAUAAUCCUAGAAUACGACUUGGUGUCAGUAACGAAUUCUCAACUGCAGCUUUCCGUCUCCACAGCAUGAUACCCAAAAAAGCCGAUGCAACUGGCACGAGGUUUAAAGAUUUUUAUUCAAAGCCAGAACUUAUUCGGGAAGGUCGCAUGGAAGAAAUAAUGCAAGGGAUAUUGAAGAUACCAUCCCAAGAAUACAAUCAUUAUUUUGUGGAUGAUAUAACUAAUUACAUGGCUCAGCGCCCUGGAAAUUCCUAUGGUGUAGAUUUAUGCUCUCUUGAUAUUCAAAGAGGAAGAGAUCAUGGAUUGGCUCCUUACGUGGUAAUGGUAAGAUUCUGCUCCGAAGGAAGAGUGAACAUUACGACCUUUGAUGACCUUGCGCCUUUGCUGAUGACAGAGAAAAGAGCAAGAAUGUUAAAAGAAAACUAUGCGUCAGUGGAUGACAUUGACUUAUUUGUUGGACUGCAGAUGGAAAAUCACUUUCCUGGAUCAAUAGUAGGUCCAACAGCUGGUUGCAUCAUUGCAUUGCAGUUUUAUACAAACAAAUUUGGUGAUAGAUUUUUCUUUGAACACGAAGAUGAAGUGUCAUCCUUCACAGAAGCUCAGAGGAACUCUCUCAAGCAGUGUUCUUUAUCUAGAAUAUUGUGUGAUAAUUCUAACAUCACCCACAUACCAAAGAAUGCUAUGCUUCUUCCUAACGUCAGAAACCCUGAAGUACCUUGUGAAGACAUUCCAGGAGUCGAUUUAUUUCUCUGGGCCGAAAAUCAAUCCAUGCAAAUAGCACCAGUCAUGAUUCAUAAUUGUCUUCCUAUUCUGUCAUUAUUAUUUAUACAGAAAUAUAAAAAUAUUUUAUGAUGUAUCUACUUUUUCUAUAAGUUCUAUGCUCUACUAGAAAAUGUUUAC